AUGGAGUCGAAGGAUGAGGAGAGUUCAGUGAUUGAGACGCCAUUCAAGAGGCGGGCAGAAGUGCUCAAACGGUUGAAAGAGCAGAUGCUUCUGGAGAGCACGCCAGGCUUGAAGAAGAGGAGAGUAUUUGAUGUUGGUAACUUAAAGAACUCACCGAAUGAGUCCCGAAUGUUUUUGAAGGAGCUGGAUUCUGCAUUGGCGUCGCGGGGCGAUGGGAAACAGCACGGCGUAUCAAACUUGCAGGACAAGUUACUAGAUGCUGAGGAGACCCACGAGGAUAAUGAGCCAGAUGCUUACCGGGACCCGAGCUCCAUACAAGAUCAACAGCAAGAGUCUCUAUCUGUGGCGGUAUUCUCGCAGAUUAAAGACACAAAGGCCCGGAAACACGUCAAUUUACAGGAUGAGUCGUUUGUUAUACAGGAUAACGAGCCUAAUUUCAACGAUAUUGGCGGUCUUGAUGACCAUAACGAUGACUAUAACGAUGUACAGAUACCUUCUUCGCCAGCUCAGAUAGAAACCACCAUUGAAUCCCCGGAACGGAUCGUAGCGGACUCGAGCCUUCACUAUAUUCCAAGAGUGCACAGUCCCACGGGCAAAUAUGAUGAAAGAGAUGUAUUCCAUAACUACAGUACAGAUGAAGAAUCCAUCAACGAAGAACAAGAGAUAGAAGAAAGUUACAAAGAGAGCUUGCUACAAGUACCUGAACUCCGAAAAAUUGUGGAAAGCAUUCCUGGUUUACAAAACAUAGACAUGCCAAGACGGUCCUGGAAAGCCUUAGGUAGUAUCAUCCCUCAGUUAAUAGCCAACAGCGUGCAAUGCUAUGAAAGUCAAAAUGAACAAGACAUGAGAACACUUAAUGUCAACUAUGCAAAUGUGAAGGACAUGCUAGUUAGAUACAACUUGUGCCGCAGCGAUUGCACAAAGGAGCAGGUCUUUGAAACUGCGUGCAAUUAUCUCACCUUGGAGCAAUGUAACCUUCUAGAGCUAGAAAUGUUUUCUGAAUUUCUACAAUAA
Nakaseomyces glabratus is the source of this 1014-nucleotide messenger RNA. RefSeq names its product centromere-binding protein CNN1 (gene CNN1). The record is from RefSeq and is a predicted model, not a curated record. NCBI's taxonomy places the organism in Eukaryota, Fungi, Ascomycota, Saccharomycetes, Saccharomycetales, Saccharomycetaceae.